Molecule: messenger RNA, 1724 nt
Organism: Acaulospora colombiana
Lineage: Eukaryota; Fungi; Glomeromycota; Glomeromycetes; Diversisporales; Acaulosporaceae
Source: the annotation of a GenBank genome assembly
UCGUGACCACAAUCGUGCUCGGAUGGUGGACUAGCAAGAGUGUUCAUGGCUUCCAAAAUAAAGAGUAUAUGGCCGUCUACGCAGGUGUUGGAGGAGCUCAAGCAGUGAUUGCAUUCCUUGGUGCCUUUGCAUUUGCGCUCAGUCGUGAUGUGGAAUCAUUGGACAAUCAACUUCCAAACGCGAUGUAUCAGUUGAUGAGAAUGUUGGCUUCUGCUAUUGGACUGAUCUUCUACACCUUCCCCUAUCUCGGAAUUGCCAUACCAUUCCUGUUCGCUCUUUAUUAUGCAGCAUCUGCAUUCUACCGGCGAACAUCAAUUGAAACAAAGCGCCUGGACUCCAUCCUGAGGUCAACCUUGUAUGCAAACCUUGGCGAGGCAUUAACCGGGCUUUCAACUAUCCAUGCGUGGAGAGCACAGGAUCAUUACCUUAAGCUUGUGGACACUGCAAUUGGUGAGAUCAGUUUUAUCUCUCGAAAGCUCAGGGCUGACAUGACUGUUCUAGAUGGCCAAAAUCGAGCAUAUAUCCUCUCGGUCCUCGUGCAACGUUGGUUGGCUAUUCGCCUCGACUUACUCGCUAAUCUACUCGUUCUGGGCAUCGGUUUCUUCGCCGUUGGACUUCGAAAAUCUUCGGACCCCUCCAAGACUGGUGUGGUGUUGUCCUAUACCCUCGCCAUUACCCAAACCCUUUCGCAAAUGGUGACACAAAUGGCCCGAAGUGAGCAAGAAAUGAACGCUGUGGAGCGUCUGGACCAUUAUGGGAAACUUCCAGGGGAGGCACCACCCACUACGAACCAUGACCCUGAUGCCAAGUGGCCAGAAAAGGGGGAAAUUCGAUUCCAGAAUGUCGACAUGGCAUACAGACCAGGAUUACCCCUCGUUUUGAAAGGCAUUAGCUUUGACGUCAAGGCCGGCGAGAAGAUUGGCAUUGUCGGUCGAACUGGUGCCGGAAAGUCUUCUAUGCUUCAAGCGCUCUUCCGUAUCGUCGAAAUAGAGGAAGGAGGAAAGAUCGAAAUUGACGGAAUCAAUACAAAAGAGAUCGGCCUCGAUAUUCUCCGGCAACGUCUGGCUGUUAUCCCACAGGAUGCAUUGCUGUUCAAAGGAACGGUCCGAGAAAACAUUGAUCCUUUGAACCAGCGAACCGAUGCAGAACUAUUAUCUGCUAUGCGAAGAUCCGGCCUUCUCUCCCGAAGUGAAGAAGACGAGGGUAAAGCCAAGGCCAUGGCUGAUGGCACUCAGGAUGCGGUCAAUGUCGAAGUCAAGGGUGAAAAUUCCUCUACUUCCCGCUUCGACCUCGGUGCUGCUGUCAGUGAAGAAGGCUCAAACUUUAGCGCUGGAGAGAGACAGUUGAUUGCCCUUUGCAGGGCAUUGGUCAAGGAAAGCCGUGUCAUUGUCAUGGAUGAAGCAACUUCGAACGUGGAUGUAGAGACCGACGCUCAAAUCCAGAGGACAAUCCAACAGGAGUUUGCCAGAUGCACUUUACUGUGCAUUGCCCAUCGACUCAACACCAUUGUUUAUUAUGACAGAAUUCUGGUUCUGGAUCAAGGCCAUGUUGCCGAAUUUGACACCCCUCUUGCAUUAUACGACCGAGAAGAUUCUAUUUUCCGCUCCUUGUGUUCCGAAGCAUCGCUCAAUCGGCAAGAUAUUAUACGGAUCAGAAGCGCCGUUCAUUCGGGACAUGCGGAGGAAAUCGUCCAACCGGUUCAUCAGAAUGAGACCAUAGAGUAG